AUGGCUGUAGAAUGCGUGGAGUCAUCUCGAAAACGUAAGUGUUUCGAAAGUGAAAAAAAACGACGAAACUUUUCUGUCAAUCAAAAUUCGCUUGUAUCAGUGUUAAGCACUAGGAUUUUCGUGCACGAACCUUGUGUGACCAUCAAUUAUUCAGAUGUUCCUGCCAAUCCGGUAGUGGAUCAACCUGUUUGUACAGAAAGGAAAGCAGUGAUCAAAUGGAAAUCGGCAGAAGAUCACGGCGACAACAUCAAGAAGUACAUUGUCGAAAUGGAAACGGAUUUUCGUAAGGGAGUUUGGGAACGUGUAGUAGAGGAAACGAACGUCGCCAGGGAGAACUUCGAAGCAGAUGUCACCUUGACGCCUUGGGUGAAUUACACAUUCCGAGUGAUUGCUGAAAAUUCACAUGGCCGAUCAGAUAUGAACAUUGGUAUCGAUGACGAAGGUAAGUUAAAUAUUUCUCUCAUUGAGUACAAAUUGGACGAACCACAUACGGCUUGGACUGAGUUUGUCGUUGAGGAUCCAAUGGCAAAUCAUACCAUUAUCCGCGAACAGCCAACGUUUCGUCGGUUCCAAGUUCAAGUGCGAGCUGUUAAUGCCAUUGGACCUAGUAUUCUUGAGCCGGACACUGUGAAAGGUUUCUCUGGAGAAGACGUUCCAUCUGUUCCACCAAACAACUUUCGAGUUGAGAAGGUCGUAAAUUUCUCGACAGUCAGCUUCAAAUGGGAAGCGGUAGAGGAAUCGACUGUGAAUGGAUUCUUUCGUGGUUAUGAGGUGAGAUUUUAG
This is a messenger RNA of Ostertagia ostertagi, 783 nucleotides long. NCBI's taxonomy places the organism in Eukaryota, Metazoa, Nematoda, Chromadorea, Rhabditida, Trichostrongylidae. The record is from the annotation of a GenBank genome assembly.